Messenger RNA from Akanthomyces muscarius, 570 nucleotides. RefSeq lists its product as uncharacterized. Bases 1 to 570 code for a protein of 189 amino acids. The transcript has a single exon. Gene Ontology annotation, molecular function: acyltransferase activity, transferring groups other than amino-acyl groups. The record is from RefSeq and is a predicted model, not a curated record. NCBI's taxonomy places the organism in Eukaryota, Fungi, Ascomycota, Sordariomycetes, Hypocreales, Cordycipitaceae.
AUGGUAUCUCUUACUUUCCGCCGCGCCACACUGGACGACGCACCUCGCCUGCGCGACCUCAACGAGCACGCGUUUUCCACCAACGAUUCGCGGCCCAAUUGGACCGGCGACGCGGAGCUUGCCUCCAAGUACACCCUCUCGGUCGAGAGCAUCAAGAGAGGUCUCGCCAUGGAGGGCUGGGAGACAUUUGUCGCCGAGAACGAGGCCAGCGAAAUCAUUGCCUCUGUCAAUGUCGGCAAAAAGGGCGACGACACGGGCCGCAUUGCGACCCUCAUCGUGCAGGACGAGUACCAGCGCGGGGGCGUCGGCGGCCGCGUCCUGGCCUACGGCGAGGACUUUUGCAAGCGGGAAUGGGGCGUCAAGAAGCUGUCGCUGAAUGCGCUGUCGUCGCGCACGGCGCUGCUGGCGUGGUACAAGAGUCGUGGAUACCGCGAGACGGGGGAGACGAGCCCGUUUCCGCGCGAUGCGGGUGAAUUCGCUUCGAUCAAUAUUCCGGAGGACCUCUGCUUUAUCGAAAUGGACAAGGACGCCGGCGCCGCGGAGGAUGAUGGUGCGGUGAAGGGCAGAUAA